AUGAAUCUACGAGCUCAACAGUGGCGGUCACCAGAUGCUGUCUGCGGUCAUGGGGAUAAUUUCUACUGGGUCGGCAUUAAUAGUCGUGAGAGCCGUGACCCUCGCUUCAAGGUUUCAUUCGAGGACAUUUACAACGGCAGCAGUCUUCUUCCCGUCCCUUGGUUUAAUGUCAUGGGCAACCACGACUACGGUGGUGCCAACUACAUCUGCAACAGUGGCGAUAACCUUGUCAGGUGCAACAGCUCGGCGGAAAUGCUACAAGGAUUGGACAACAAAUUUAGUUUACAAGCAGAAUACGUCAGUCCAAGUAACAACCGCUGGAACCUGAAAGACCAAUUCUACAUUGAGAAGCUGGUCGAUUCUGUCAACGACGUCAGCGUCGACAUCUUCAACAUCGAUACGAAUGAUGCCGAUGUGGCCGGUUCAAUUACUGUCUGCUGCCAGUGUUACGGCUAUGCGGGGAAUGAUAGUAGCGGAUGUGGUAGCAUUGCUCGCGGAGACAAAUAUUGUGCCGGUGGAGACGUGGCCAUGUACGAUGCCUGCAUUGCCAGAUUCUCGGAGUGGUCCGAUGAAUCGCGUAUGAAGCUUGCGAAGGAGGCAACCGAGUCAAAAGCGACGUGGAAGAUGGUGAACACCCACUUUGGUUUACCGCACUACGGAAAGAUUGGUACGGAAAAGAUGGUCAAUGCUUUGAAUGGUACAGGUGCUCAAAUUUACAUUCAUGGCCACACCCAUGGUGCCAACGUCGACUACUCGCCGAAACUUUCGACUUACUUUAUUGAAAACGGAGUUGGUGGUGGUCAAAAGAAAGAACCAGCAAGUGGAAUUACGGAUUAUAUGAAAGACUUUGUCAUGAACGAGUGGAGCUACGCAAAUGAUGGGUACGGUUUCUUUUCAAUUGACUUUUCUCCGUACUGGGCGAAGGUGCAGUUCCACUCAACGGGACCCGACUGGGUGUUCACAGAGAACUAUGCUGAUAUUACGUUUGGCAACAUUUCGACCAAGUUCUGCAUGUACAUUCCAGUUGACGGCUCCGAAGGAAUUCGGUGCUAG
This is a messenger RNA of Peronospora farinosa, 1053 nucleotides long. Lineage: Eukaryota; Oomycota; Peronosporomycetes; Peronosporales; Peronosporaceae. The record is from the annotation of a GenBank genome assembly.